AUGGAUGACCAGUGUAGUUGGAUUGGAACAAACCAGGUUGCUGAUGUAGAGUUGGGGGACGACGGAAGAUUGGAAGAGAUGGAAGAGGAAGGUUGUCCACCCACGAUAGCUGGUAACAACUACAUGUCUACUCCUCAACAAAAUGACAAACUAUCGAUGGAAGAUGAUCAGCCGGUAGACCCACCAUACUGUUAUAUUGUUGCUUUCUUUUCUUCAUCUGCAUUAGCGCUUGCAUGCAUGCACUGCAUCCUAAUACAGGCCAACUAA
This is a messenger RNA of Acanthocheilonema viteae, 267 nucleotides long. The record is from the annotation of a GenBank genome assembly. Lineage: Eukaryota; Metazoa; Nematoda; Chromadorea; Rhabditida; Onchocercidae.